AUGGCCGCUGCGGACGAUGUGCUGGCCAUAGAGUGGCCGACUGCAGCGGAUCCGAGAAAGGAGGAGAAGUGUCGUGCCCUGCAGGACUUGGGCUUUGAACCUUUGGCCGAUCUGGAGUCGUCUGUGGCCAUCGAGCUCCGCCUGCAGUUUGAGGAGGGUCCGAAGCGUGAGCUGACCCGCAAGUCUCGGGAUUUUCUGAUCGAUGUCAUGCAGGUGUUGGUGAUGACUGACCUGGAGCUCUGCUUUUGGCCUCCCUGCACAUCGGAAGACGAGGCACGGUGGUCGCUUUCACAGCUUGCUCCUUGCGUGCGACGCCGGGCGGUGCUUGCGGCCCGUAGGGUGCUGAGGCCGCGAUUUGCCGCGGCCGCGGCAGCCUGCGACCUGGAGGGUGUCGCCCACGCUGAGGCCGUGAAGGUGGACGACACAAGGAGUCUCGCUCUCCCAUCACCCCAGUGCCACUCGGCGCUUCGCGUUGCGCAGGUGCCAGCGAGGGGUCUGGGCGUGGUGGUGAUGGAGGAGGUCGGCAGUGGCGAGGAACUCUUUGCCAUCGCGGAGGACAAGCUGCUCAAUGUUUAUACUGCGCUGAAGUCCCAGCACUUCGGCAACCUUGCAGAGCAGCUGCUGCGCAGCGGCCUGCACGUGGAGGCCGUAACCAUGCUCUUUGCAAUCGCAGAACACAGGCGCUGCCAGGCGUCGCCCACUGCGGAAUCGCCGUGGAGGGCAGUCUUGGAGCGUGCGCCGAUGCUCACCGAGGACCUGCUGCCCAUCACCUGGCCACAGGAGGCGCUGGAAUCGCUCGGCGAGCAGAUCUCCAAGCUUGUUGAGGAAACGCAGCUGUCCCUCUGGGCGCUGUCCCGGGAGGUGUCCACAGCCCUGGCCGCGGCAAAGGCAGGAGGGCCUGGAGAGGCGGCGAGCUGCCUGGGGGGCGCCGUGAGCUUCGAUGACCUCCUCUGGGCAAGGUGCCUUUUCGACAGCCGCGCGGUGUCACUUGAGAUCCAGGCAGAUGGGCCGAGCAUCGCUGGCGUGCAGCUUCCUUCGCGCGUCGUCUGCCUCGCCCCCGAGGUGGACUUGCUCAACCACAGCUCGACAGGAGUCUGUGCCCCGCCCUAUUUCGACAACCAGCGGCGCUCGCUGAUUGUCGAGCUGGCAGCGCCUGCGCGACGUGGUACGGAGGUUUGCCUCUCCUAUGGGCCCCUCCAGAGCUGGGAGCUCCUGUUCUACUACGGCUUUUGCCCUGAGGCCAACCCGCACGAUCGGCUCAUCAUCAACGUCGACCUCCCUGACGACGAAGGCAUGGCCGAGAAAGAGGUGGUGCUGCAGCUCCACGGCAUCCCCACGGAAGUAGCAUUGAGACCCGGCGCAGCGCAGGUUGGCGAAGGCUGGGCGGCGCUGGGCGUCCUGCCCCCGCAGCUGCUGAGGUGUUUUCGCGUGCUGCUCGGGGAGAUUCAUGCCCUGGAUGUCGAUGCCGCUCCCGGCGAAGGGAGUAUGUUGGAAGUGGACCUGCAGUGCCUAGACGCCAUUGAGGACUUGCUGGCGGGCUUGCUGGAGCCUUUGCUGACACCAGCACCAGGGGAGCCACCAUUCUGGUGGCCACUUUAUGGCCAUCGGGUCCAGGCUUUCCGCAGCUCCCAGCGGAGGCUGCUCGAGGAUAAUGUAGCCGACCUGCGGGCCCUGCGGGACAGGAAUACCAAUACAAGCACUGCCGCAGAAGCUGUUCUACUGGCCACGGGGCUGCAACUUUUAGCUGCUAGCCGGAGAUACUGGUAUGAGCUGGCCGCUUUCAACUCGGAGUUCCAGGGCGACCUACGGACCUUGAGGCGCGUAGCACGGUCCAUGCCGGGGCCCAUCCUCAAGACGCCGGAGCCGGAGCCGGACGAUUGA
Molecule: messenger RNA, 1881 nt
Organism: Symbiodinium natans
Lineage: Eukaryota; Dinophyceae; Suessiales; Symbiodiniaceae
Source: the annotation of a GenBank genome assembly